ACACAAAUUGCUCCAAACUGCUGGAUUGACUUCUUAUUCGCUCCACUGAAUCAGCUCGACUCUCUCCAUCAAUCCGUCUUUGUGUCAGUCUCAACCUGUCUAUCCUGAAGUUUUGUCGGGUUCAUCAAGUUCACGCUGACAUUCAGUGACUGAGGCUGAGCAGGAACACUCACACUCAGAGCUGAGAGUGGCCGUCAUUCAUCACAGAUCAUCUGAAUACGUGCAUCUGUCAACUGUCAAAUCUGCUGCUCCUACCUCCUGAGGAUCAACUCUGAAGAGGAGGAGUGCCUCACCAACAGGAAGAAAGCAUCCAUCAGUUUAACUUCAGUGUGCAAUCAACAGGCUAUCACCGGAUUAGAAGUUUCCUUUCUCUGUAUCCUAAAUCAGGUGGAUAUUGCCCAGCUCAAAGUUUAGCAGUGAGUAAGGAAUCUGAGUUGUAAUCAGUCAUGGCAGACUGGAGCCUACUGGGAAACUUCCUGGAGGAAGUACAGGAGCACUCUACCUCUGUCGGCAAGGUGUGGCUGACCAUCCUGUUUAUCUUCCGAAUCCUUGUCCUCGGGACAGCAGCUGAGUCAUCGUGGGGAGAUGAACAGGAAGAUUUUAACUGUGACACUGAACAGCCAGGCUGUGAGAACGUCUGUUAUGAUCGAGCCUUCCCCAUAGCACACAUACGAUACUGGGUGCUCCAAAUUGUGUUUGUAUCCACUCCCAGUCUGAUCUACAUGGGUCACGCUAUGCACACUGUCCGCAGAGAGGAGAAAAGAAGGAACAGGGAAGAGGAGGGAAGAGAGGAGGGAGGGGGCGAAGAAGACCCGGGAGGAGGUGAAGGAGGAGGUGGAGAGAAACAAGAGAGGAAAGGGGAAGAAGAUGGAAAUGAAAAAAACGAAAGUCACUCAGCAGGUCGAAUUCGCCUGAGGGGAGCGCUGCUGCAGACAUACGUUCUGAGUAUACUGUUACGCAGCAUCAUGGAGGUGGUGUUUCUGUGUCUUCAGUACUUCCUGUAUGGAAUCUUUCUCAAUCCUCUGUACGUCUGCAAGGCAUGGCCAUGUCCACAUCCAGUUAACUGCUAUGUCUCCAGACCUACAGAAAAAAAUGUCUUUAUAGUGUUCAUGUUGGUCGUGUCAGCUGUCUCUCUGGUCCUCAGUGUGCUUGAACUACAUCACCUGGCAUGGAAACAUUGUUGCAGGCGAUUCUUGUGCUCCGCAAAAGUCAACAAAGCAGCCAACACCUCUCUGAGCCGACAGCUCUCUUUGUCUCCUCCACCACCAUCAACGCCACCUCCAGAUUUCAACCAGUGUGUAACUGGCUCCACGCACUUCCUACCCCUCCCCUUCCCCAACCACCGACUAGCAAACCAACAAAACUCUGAAAACAUGGCUACCGAGCAGAACAAAAUGGCAGCCGCUGUGGAAGAGGUAAACUUCCUCCAAAUGAGCUGCUAUUCUCAUGGAUGGCAAAAGACCAAUGAUGGUCAGAUCCAAGAUGGGAGAUACCUGAGACCCGAUGCUAACUGCUAUACCCCCGAGAGCAGGGACGUUGGCUGUGUUCAGAUCCAAAAUGGUGGCCCAGACGUGCUGCUGCAUAAGGACAAGCGAAGAUACAGCAAAGCCAGCGGAACGAGCAGCCGAACUAGAGCAGAUGACCUCGCAGUUUAGAAAAAAAAUAAAAUAUGAAAUAAUAGAUUUACAAACGUGCUGAAAAAAAACACACAUGCAUAAAAGGCAACCUAAAGCUGAAUAAGUCCGUCCACCUUAGCUUUCAUGACAUGAUUCAUUUUACCUAAGGAAUCGUGUAAAUGAUGACUAAUUCCUUUCAUCUUCUUCCUUCCAACAUUAUACGGCUCCUAAUGACUUAAACGAUGGUCAUUACCAACAUCUGAGUAAAUGCAUUGCACUAGGGAUUGAACAACUGGGCAGCAAUGUCUGGAGUUGCGGUGCUACACAGUUUGCUAAAUCCAUCAAGAAUAACUGGAUUGUGGCUUCUUCUUGAACUUAAACAAACAUGCACCUGAAGCUUGCACUGUUUAUAUGCUGAGACUUAAGUCACCAAAAAGGCCAUAAAAGGUGAACAAAACAGAGUUUGGGUGACACCAUUGAGGGAGUCCGGACUGUAUAGCAUAGACGUCUCAUUCUUUUCUUUAUUUACUGGUGUGACUCAGUUGGGCACAAAUUAAUUCAUGACUUUAGUCACAAGCAUGCUGAUAAAGCCUUUUUUGAGAACAGCAGCAGUGACUGUAACUGUAAACUUUAAAAACACGCUCUUUUUGAUGUUUAUCUCCUGACAGUCACAGCUGUCUUAAUAGUACUAAUGUGUUUCAGGACCUUAAAAGGCCCAAACUGAAAAGCUAAAAAAUGCACUAAAAUCCUGACUGUGACGUAUUUGUUUUAUUUCAAAGCCAAAAUAUAGAAAAAGGCAUGAGGAAGAGGCAUGAGGCACAUUCACUUAAAGCUUUAUCUUUAACAUCAUGUAAAGGCAAACACCUCUUAAAUAUAUAUUUUUCUGAGAUUUUACUCCCCAAAUUUGUAGCCAAUCAUUGAUGAUAAACCUAACAUAGAGAUGAAAAUUUCCUCUAAUCCUAGUGCACUGAGUCUUUACCUGCUUGCCAGGUAUUUCACUUAAACUUAUAACAAAAUUACACUUUGUUGAUUUCACUGUUACUUCUUCAUAUGUAUUUUGCAGAAAUGUUUGUUCUAGCUUACCUGCUCUAUAAUCAGUUGAAUUUACUUCUUACUAGGUGUCAUUUGAAUUAAAUGAGACAUUAAAACAAUACAUUUACACUUCAGUAUCAAAAAAAUAUUGCAUGAACAGUGUUUAUUCAUAGUUCUUGCUGGUUUGCAGUCCUUGAGUCUUCACAGGAAAUGAAAAAUUGAGCCUUGUGUCUUUGGAAGUACCAGCACUGGACACACUGGGGACUUCUAUGUUAGCUGUAGACUGACCUACACUCUGUGGUUUAUUGGCUGGACUUAUGACUGACUUGUUUAACAUUUUGCACUGAAAAUUUACAAUGUGAUUUUGUGAAACUGCUUAAAAAGGUUUUGCUAAAUUUUAUUCACGAGUCUGUCCUGUUUGUGGCCUGUUUGAACUGCACUGUCUGUCUUCAGCCACAUUUGAUACCGUGUAGAUUAUCUUUUCACACCAGCAUGUCUUUUAUCAUUUCUUCUCAAAGAUUUCUUGCAUUUCCUAAAAUGACAGUCUGGAUGAUACUGAUGGGUUUCUAGUACAUUAUAUUAUGGUCAUUUUAGCUAUGAGCACACCUAGAAUAAAGCAUGGGACUACUACAAUGUCUAGCAUAAUGUAUAUGAUGUGUUUUGUUUCAAAUUGUUCAUAAUGUCAAUGGACACAACAAAAAAAAGGUUGGGUAUUAAGCAGUGACCAAUGCUGUUAAUGACAAUUUAAAUUUGUUUUAUAUUUAUUAUUCCACUUGAAUAAUGUGAAUGCUUUAUACAUUUUGAAAAUAAACGUUAAAUAUGCAAA
This is a messenger RNA of Oreochromis aureus, 3474 nucleotides long. RefSeq names its product gap junction alpha-5 protein-like. Bases 447 to 1655 code for a protein of 402 amino acids. Lineage: Eukaryota; Metazoa; Chordata; Actinopteri; Cichliformes; Cichlidae. Gene Ontology annotation, biological process: cell communication. The record is from RefSeq and is a predicted model, not a curated record. The transcript has 7 exons. Gene Ontology annotation, cellular component: connexin complex.